CUCAGCUAAGGCAGGGAUGCAGUUCGUGGACUUUUAUGAUAAAGAAGCAUGUGAAGAACUGUGUUCUUGAAUUAACGUAGCCUGUGAGUGAGCACAGUGAGAAUGGAUGUUUCUCCUGGAACAAAACUUAACAAGCAGUUCCCACCUGGUUACAAUAGUUUUGCUGGUUCUCUUCAGUUGGCUGAUGGCUCAUCACCAAGCGACUUCACCUGUGACCUGAAUAAAAACCACGACCUGAGCCAUCACCCAAAGGAUGUCCCUCUGAACCAGCUGCCCUCUGGUAGCCCACAUUUAUUAGACCAAAGCCUGUCCGAGCUUGAAGACACAGACAAAGACUGCUUCAGUCAAGGCUCACCCAUGUGUGUCUAUGCCCUAUCUGUCUCCUUUACCAUUGUAGUGACCAUUUCUUUGAUCCUGGAUAUUUAUCUUGGGGAGAGAUUGGUGUUAGUAAAGGGUGUGGUGGUGUCGGAUCAUGAGCGCUGCACUGCACUCGGCCAGAGAGUCCUCCUUGAUGGUGGAUCCAGUGUGGAUGCAGCCGUCACUGCUGCCCUGUGUUUGGGUGUUGUGCAUCCACACGUGUCAGGUGUUGGUGGAGGUGGGGUGAUGCUGGUACAUGACAGCCGUAAGAAUGAAACCAGGGUGAUUAAUUUUCAGGGAACUGCACCCAAAACACUUAAAGAGGAGAUGCUGCAAAAUGUUUCGGAACUAAAGGCAGGUUUGCGAGUGGGAGUGCCAGGUAUGCUCCGAGGGUUACACCGUGCUCACAGCCUGUAUGGGAGUCUGUCAUGGGAGGAUGUGGUAACCAGAGCUGCUGCUGUUGCCAAGGAAGGUUUUAAUGUGUCUUUAAGUCUUGCUGAGUCUAUAUCAAAGAUAAAAGGUGAGCAGCUGCCGCAACGUUUCAGGGACAUUUUCCUCCCAGAGGGCCAAGCUCUGCUCCCUGGUUCAUUUCUGAGGAUGUCCGGUCUGGCUGAAGUCCUCGAGGCUGGUCUGUCAAACUUCUACAAUGGGAAGGUCUCACAAGAGAUAGAGGAUGAGGUACGAGCUUAUGGAGGGGUCCUGAGCAGAGAGGACAUUAGAAACUACAGUGUGCAAGUGGAGCAGCCAGUAGAAGGCCUGUACAAUGAAUUUAUUAUUCAGGUCCCUCCUCCCCCAUCUGUUGGUGCAGCGUUGAUAUCAGCGCUCAACCUUUUGGAAGGCCUCCACCUUAAUGAGAGUAGUAACGCAGAAAAUAAAUCACACCACUGGAUUGCUGAGGCUCUGAAAGGAGCUUUGGAUGUGGCCAGUGGUUUGGGUGACCCUAAAUAUAACUCUUCAGUGACCGAGCUGCUCUCCAACAUGCUGAGCAAGAGUCGAGCUGAAAUCCUUCGCCAGAGGAUCAGCUACUCCCCACAGACGGAGCUGGAGACCGGACAGGUGACAGUCAUGGGACCAGAUGGCCUCAUGGUAUCAGUUGCAAGUUCCUUGAGCAUGCCAUUUGGGAGCAGAAUCAUAACACGGUCAGGAGUUAUUCUCAACAGCGUCAUCCAUGACUUCUCCUGGCCAAAUAAAACCCGAGGGCAACUCUUAACCAACCAGAAGAACAGAGUGCAUCCAGGAGAGAGGCCCCUAUCAUCUCUAUUGCCCAUAAUAGUGGUGCCAGCAUGGAAUAGAUGUGGAAUCUACAUGGCACUGAGCAGCUCAGGUGGACAACAGAGUUUGAGUGUGAUCACCCAGAUGUUGAUCAAUGCACUGUCCUUCCAUAAAGACAAAAAUGACAGCCUUUCCCUUAAAGGACUUCAACUUCUGCCAAACAGACUUCUUGUUGAUCCUGAGAUUACAGAAGAGGAUGUGCAGUCUGUGCAUGGAAAAGGUCACAUAGUUCAGAGAGAGAAGACAAACUCUGUUGUCCAGGGGGUCCUGAGGAACGCAGACAUCAUUACACCCAUAACACCUCAAUUAACUGAGAGUCUCUUAUAGUUUUAUUGUUCUCAUUAACUUUGUUUUUUCAUGAAUAUCUUCCAUGAGCAUAUUAUAAAAUGAAAGAAUAAGUUAUGGUAUUGUUGUAUGAUGUCAAUUUACUGUUCUCCGGUGUUUGAUACUCUUAUGUAAUGUUGAUCACCAGCCAACAGUCCUCAAACUAGUACUUUCUACUAAAGAAGGCAAACAUUUCUAUUCAUAGGGAUUGUCUUGGAACUUUUUAAUGAAAUAAAGUCCUCAUACUUGAGCAUCAAA
Messenger RNA from Epinephelus lanceolatus (giant grouper), 2211 nucleotides. Its product is annotated as glutathione hydrolase 7-like. Lineage: Eukaryota; Metazoa; Chordata; Actinopteri; Perciformes; Serranidae. Gene Ontology annotation, molecular function: glutathione gamma-glutamate hydrolase. Gene Ontology annotation, cellular component: plasma membrane. Gene Ontology annotation, biological process: glutathione catabolic process. The record is from RefSeq and is a predicted model, not a curated record.